Messenger RNA from Paraphaeosphaeria sporulosa, 1684 nucleotides. RefSeq lists its product as uncharacterized. The transcript has 2 exons. The record is from RefSeq and is a predicted model, not a curated record. The coding region runs from base 187 to 1566 and encodes 459 amino acids. NCBI's taxonomy places the organism in Eukaryota, Fungi, Ascomycota, Dothideomycetes, Pleosporales, Didymosphaeriaceae.
AAGUCCUGCCACAACCUAUCAACCACAUCAGUCUCUACUGUCCUCUCCGCUAACCUUUCCUUCAAUCGUUCAUUUCUCACAUUCAUUCGUUUCAAACAGCCCUGUGGGCCUACUCGACGAGACACAUCCAUCUGUCUCUGAUUUCAGCAAAAUAUCUGACCGUGAGCUUGCAUCUUGUCGCCCAAGAUGAAGUUCUCCAACGCAUUCCUAGCGUCGCUCCUGUUCUUUGGCGUGACGCCCUUGGCUCUCGACAAGAAAAGGGAUGAGCACGCUCUUACGACAACCUCCAGCCCCUUCGCUACCACGUCAACCAUUUCUCUUGUUACGCCGGAUGAUGCAGGUGUUGUAGAAGUCACGGGCGGCACCCACGAUGUCCUCGAGGCCAGGGCCAGGGGUAGUCGCAAGACGACUACCUCGCGGACCAAAAAGACUAAGACUAAGACGGGAUCGAAGACCAAGGGAAAAAAGACGAAGACGAAGUGCACUGCUGCUAUGAAGAAAGCUGGCAAGUGCGCUACUAAGACAACAUGCACGGCAGCAGAGAAGAAAAAGAAUGGCGGCAAGUGCCCAGCGACAUGCACGGCAGCAGAGAAGAAAAAGAAUGGCGGCAAGUGCCCGACAUGCACGGCAGCAGAGAAGAAAAAGAACGGUGGCAAGUGCCCAGAUAAGAAGAAGAGGAACUGGGAGGUACUUUCCCCCACCAAGGGCUGCAGGCCCAAGAGAGCCCAGAAGGGCACAACAAGCGCAAAGGGCAGCAAGAAGAGCGGCAAAAAGACCACCAGAGACCUUUUCUCGACCAACAGCCUUACGCUUUCCAAGCGCGCUGCCACUUUUGAGCCUGCGGCCAAGACUGAAGCUGGUCUCAACGCUUGGACUAAAGAUGUGUGGGCGUCGUCUCCUAAGGUUCUGCAUAUGCCAGAGGACAGUUUCAAGCCCACUUCAUUUUUCAAGUCGUGGGCCUCAUUGGGCGCAGGUGUCAAUUUCGUGACUGUCAAGAGUCUGAUGGGAUGUACGUCCGUGGUCGCAGUCUCUGACGAGGGUGUCUACGUGUCACACCACUGGCAGAAUACGGUCGGUGACGCCUCGCACAAGGAUCUAACCCCGCAAUUCGACAACGCCUUCACCAACCCCCUGAGUGGCAAGCGCCGCGCCUCCUUCAAGCUCACUCCCGCGCAGCACAAGGAAGCCACGCUCUACAUGACCGAAGCCGACGUCAAGAAGGAAGUCGACGAUGUGUUUCCCACUUCGGGCUUCGAGGCGCUCACCGACCACAAGUCGCACUUCACUAAAAACGUGCAGUCGAUGGUCGCCGUGUGGGACGGCGUCGAGGGCACCGGCGACCGGUACAGGACGACGGGUGCGCUCAUGCAGAGUUAUGUCGACAGCCUACUGCCCGGGACUGCGACCAAGCUGGUCAAGUACGCGAACCCGGAAGAUGCGAGGGUUGCGUCGGGGAGUAACGACGAUUACCACGGCAAGGUUAUUGUGUCGUAUGACUCGGCGACGAAGAAGUACCAGGUUUGGAUGCCGGCUGCGAAGUUGACGGAGCCCAUUUUGAAGAACUAGAUGGCGCGGUUUGGGCGUGAGGUGUGCCCGAGUCAACUUCUCAGAGCACGUUGGCGGGCUUUUUACGCACUUCUCGGUGCGGUAUUGUGGGCUGUUCGGGAUUAGAUUGGAUUUACAG